AUGGAUAAGGGGUUUAAGGAACUGAUGGAAAGACUUGCAUCAUAUGAUAAAUUUGGUUUGAAGGAAUAUAAAGAAACGUUUAUGUGGCUUUCAGAGAAAUCAGGAGUGAACGGGUGGAAAUCGCACAUCCCCGGUGAAGAAGUGCAGGAGAUGAAGAAAUAUGUUUCUAUUCUGAACGCUAUGACUCCAUUGCAAUUAGCCAAACCGCACACAAUCAAAGCACCAGAUCGAGUCAAGCUGGCUACAGAUACGCAACUCACUGUGGAGUAUGUUAACAAGGUACUUCGUAUGUUUGAUCAACAGCUGGUGAUUUAUAAGUGGGUUCAUAUGCGAAAGGAGGGAAAUAAGCCGAUCCCCACCACAAUGAAUGAAAUGAGAGAUAUGAUGAGUCGCGAUCAUUCGGGGAUUACCGUGAAGGAUAUGAUGAAACUGAAUCCUCAGCAAAGCAAAUAUAAGAAUAAUCGGGCGAAAGUGCGAAUGUGA
Molecule: messenger RNA, 483 nt
Organism: Blastocystis hominis
Lineage: Eukaryota; Bigyra; Opalinata; Blastocystidae
Exons: 7
Coding region: 1-483 (160 amino acids)
Biological process (GO): SRP-dependent cotranslational protein targeting to membrane
Cellular component (GO): signal recognition particle
Molecular function (GO): 7S RNA binding
Source: RefSeq, a predicted model, not a curated record